ACCUGUCGUGUCAAGUACUGUUCACUGAAGGCACGCGUGCUUCAGUGCAUUACUUAGAGAGUUUCUAGUGCAGGGCAAAUUCAGAGGGAGAAAUUCUACAACGAGCGCCGUAGUUCCAGUAGCAGAGGACACAAGCGAAAGCUGCAACUGCACCUCCCACCAACCACACGAGCUGGCCCUUGCUGGUAGCUUGACCAGGACCAACCGUAUUUUGUAUUAACACCGACACAGAUGCAUGAAACUCCUCUUCAGACUACAGCAUACUAGUACUCUGAGAGCUACUACUCUGAGAACCUCGAAAGCCAUUUCAUAGCCAGCCAGCACAAAGUAACCCAGCCGCAACCAAUGGACCCUUCAGGGCAAAACAGCAAGGAUGGCGACGGGCAGCAAUCAUCGGGAGAUGGCGAUCGCAAACCUCCGGCAAGACGGUCGUCCACGGCAGCUCCACCAGCAGCUCGCUUCCAGCAACCAUCCCAGGUUCAUCAACAACAGCCCAGCCUUCCAGCUGUUGCUCCCAAUGAGAGCUCUUCGUCCGCAGAGCUCAUGAGACGCCUUGUUUCAGCAAUCCAAAAUAAUGGCAACAGUAGCGAUGUUGCUACCGCAGUCGGACAAAGUGCAGCAUCCCUACAAGGACAAACGCAACCACAACAACCGCAAGCUUCCACUGACUCGUCACUCGAAUCACAAAUCCUCCAGCGCUUGGGGUUGUCGCAGUCUCCAGGAGUCUCUGAGCCUCCUCGCUCGGCAGUCGCCCGAUUGCCUUCCACUGCCAACAGCACUGCCAACAGCACAACUGCCAGCAACAACAGCAGCAGUGUGGAAUUCCAGCUUGCCUGCCUACAAGCUCAAACUCUCCUAAGGCAACAGGAAGACUCCCUGAGGAACACUCGUCUGCUUCUGCAACGCUUUUCAGAUGCAUCGUCAUUAACAUCAUCCACAGCUGGUGAGGCAGGAGCAGGAGCAAGGGGACAAAGUGCCACCGAUUCUGCUUCCGAACUUUUGAUUUGGAGACGGCUGUUAGAUAAUGACAACAGCAACGAACUAGGUGGAAGCAGUGGGACAGCCGCUGCGGCAUCCGCAUCCGCACAACCUCUAGCUCGAUCCACCAGCCAAGACAGCGCUGCCAUGGAAGAAGUUGAUCAGCAUGCCCACGACAACAGCCAACCGGAUUCUGCUGACUUUUGUCAGGAUGAAGACGACCUCAACGACGAUGACUACUUUAAAGAUUUUGAUACCGAAGACAGCCACAAAUUGAACAAUGAAACAUUUCCGUUCCGUCUUUACCGAAUGCUCUACGAGGUGGAAACGAAUGGUCAGGCCGAUGUGGCUUCCUUUGCCAGCAAGGGCCAAGUCUUCCUGGUCCAUAGACCCAAACGUUUUGUUGAGGAAAUCAUGCCCAAGUACUUCAGCACUUCACGGCUGGCAUCCUUUCAACGACAGCUCAACUUGUACGGAUUCCAAAGGAUCAACGAGGGCGGACUUCGAGGCGGAUAUUAUCAUCAACACUUCCAAAAAGGAAAGCGGGCGCUGUGUAGAAAAAUCAAACGGCAACGGACCAGGGUCAAGGCGGCUGCUGCUGCCAAUGCCAACCCCGCUGCUGCAAGUGCAGGUGGUGCCAUGCAAGUGAGUCAAUCGCUUCCGUCCAUGCAGGUGUCUUUACCCCUUCAGCCUGCUGGUGCAACCAUUGCUAGUUUAGGCGGUAGUUUCGGCAACCUAGCGGCUGCAGCGGCUGUCCAGCAACAACAACAGCAUCAACAGCAGCAGUUACACCAGCAGCAUCAACAACACCAGCAGAGAGCGGAUUCUGAAGCGAGAGCUUCCGAUUUUCUACGACAUGCGGCGUCGGUCGAAUUGAGCCGCCUACUUGAAAGUAGACGCAACGAUCGCUCUCUACAAGGCUUACUAGAUGGCGCAGCACUAAUGGGUAGUGCGAGGCCGCCAGCUCCCGCGUUGGGGUCAACUUCGUCUCUGGGUUUUGCUGCACCAGCGCCGAGCCUGUUUGCAUCCCUACCAUCCUCCACUCUUCGGAGCUCCUUCACAGCAGCAGCAGUCAUCAAUAACAACACUGCCACAAACAGCAACUCUGUCGAAGGCGACCUGCUACAAGCCUUGGUAAGUCAAGCAUUGGCUAAUAGAAGGCAACAGCAGCAGCAACAACAACAACAGCAGCAGGGCCCUUCAAAUCCUCCAGGGCAGGAGGAUGACCGGCCUUAA
Seminavis robusta is the source of this 2214-nucleotide messenger RNA. The record is from the annotation of a GenBank genome assembly. Lineage: Eukaryota; Bacillariophyta; Bacillariophyceae; Naviculales; Naviculaceae.